Molecule: messenger RNA, 1099 nt
Organism: Polypterus senegalus (gray bichir)
Lineage: Eukaryota; Metazoa; Chordata; Cladistia; Polypteriformes; Polypteridae
Gene: fam167b
Product: family with sequence similarity 167 member B
Exons: 2
Coding region: 127-702 (191 amino acids)
Source: RefSeq, a predicted model, not a curated record
UUUUUUAGAGCAACAGGGCGUCUCUGUUUCUCUGUCGCUGUCAAAUUACAUACAGUACAAGUAGUGGAUUAGGCAGCACCUCCGCACAGGGAGCUCCCUGAAGGCUGCUGAGCCCGGGGCGACAAGAUGAGCGCCAGCGCAGCGCUUGAAUUUAAGGAACUCGGAGGGGAACAGGACUCAGACUGCGAGGACCUGGAUAGCUUGAAAGCGCUCACAGAGAAGCUGAAAUUGCAGACUCGUCGACCUUCAUAUCUGGAGUGGGAGGCGAAAGUUCAGAGCCAGCCAUGGGUCGCCAGAGACAGAAAAGUCGGGCGUCCUGGGAGAGCGGACGGAGCGCAGAUCAGGAGGAGCGCCCUGGAGGAUCCGGAGGUGACCAUCCGAAACAUUUGCGGCUUCGAAACCAUAGAUCAUGCGCUGGACUGGUUACGGAAGGAGCUGAGAGCAAUGCAAGUACAGGACAACCAGCUUGCUCGGCAGCUGAUUAAACUGCGCAGCGAGAUCCACCGGCUCAAAGUGGAGCAGAUCUGCCAUCGGCACAAGGAAAUGCUGGAUGAUGCCACCUAUGGACUGGAAGAAUGUGAGGAAGACUCUGAUCUGCUGUGUGACAUCCCUCUCAAGGCUGCCUUUUCCCUCUCUACCCCCCUAAAACACAUUGGGGUCACUAAGAUGAACAUUAACUCUCGCAGGUUUUCCCUUUGCUGAUGCCAGGAAUGUCCAAGAAGGUCACGACGGUUUGUCAGAAUGACUGCCAGAGCAUUUUUAUUAGUCGAGUAUUCCCAGUGCCAGCACGAUAUGACAAUGAGAAGUCAAGGCUAAUGGACAUCUUGCAAGCUGUACCACUUUUAGCUCUUCUGAGCCCCUCAAGCUUUUAACUACUUGCGGUUUACAAAUAUUAAAAUUUCCCAUUUUUAUUUGGGUUCAUUUGACCAAAAUAGGAGGAAGACCCUCUUUGUACUGUAGCAGUGAUUUUUGAGAUAUUUGUAUAUUAAUGAAUGAAAUGGCACUGUACAAAAAUGUUAAAGAAAUAUACCUUUAUUGAAAUAUGUAACUGUUGCAACUUUUCUACAUUGUGAUCUGAAUUAAAUAUUGGUAAACACUA